AUUUGAAAAAUAUGACACUGUUUCAACGCAAGCUUGGUGCCGUUUUUCUCCCUUUCUCUGGUUCGCAAUGCGCGUGCGCUCUGCAUCCAUCUGUGUACCACACUUCGAGGAAUUUGUAAGCUUAAAUAAAGAUGCUCGACGUCUCGGCUCCGCGGUGCCUUCGAAUCGGCGAAACUGAUUUAUCCUGAAAGGAAAACAGAAGAGCAGAACUCAAUAUAGGAUUUUAACACACCUUUCCACAACCCAUUAAAGUCAUAGUGUAUCAUAAAUCAAUUCCAGCUAUGGAAUUGAAGAAAUCAAUUUCUGAUACCGAGCGCUCAUUGAAGAGCUACGGCUCUGUAUCGGAAACGGAAUGGACAAAAGACAAAGGUCAGUCAGAUGUGUCCAUGGCAGAGAGCAUCAUGUCUCCAGAUGAGAUUGAAGUGGAGAUGGCUCGCAUCCAGCGCCUCAGGGAGGUGCUGGUAAGGAGGGAGUCCGAACUGCGCUUUAUGGCGGAUGACAUCCAGCUCUGCAAAGACAUCAUGAGUCUGAAACAGGAGCUGAGGAAGGUGGUAACUGUACCAGAGAGAGAGAAGACCAAGAAACAGAGACAGUGGGAGGAGGAGUUGAUCCUGAAAAUCCAUAAACUGGUGCAGAAGAGGGAUUUCCUAGUGGACGAUGCAGAGGUGGAGAGAUUAAGGGAGCAGGAGGAGGACAAGGAGAUGGCUGAGUUCCUGAGACAGAAGUUGAUGCCUCUGGAGAAGCUGGCCAGAGAAGCUGCCCAAAAUCCCCAGAAGCCCAAGAGACAAGUCCCUGAUCCUCCGCCCACCAAGCCGACCAUCACCAAGUCCAUCACCAUCAUCAAGGACUGCUGCGGAGCCACCCAGUGUUGUAUCAUGUAACCGUGGUUACAGAGGAGUUGAGGACAGUACACCCUCCCAUUCACAGCACCACCCUAGUAACAACAACACAGUCACACUGUACAUCUGUCACCUGACCUGGUCUCUUGGUGUCAUAUCACCUAUAGUUACAUCAUUUCCUGUGAUCCAGAGAACCCUGGUGCAAAAUGGACACCCAUAUAGAGGUGAUAGAUGGACAGGCAUGGCCACAUGUAAAUACAGUAAAUGAUGGAAAUGAAAUACGUGGCACUAUAUAAUGUUAAAAGGCAAUUGGAAAUUGAAUAUAUGGGACCUGUACAGUAUUGUAAGCAAGCAACAUAAGCUACAAUUACAUUUCAAUUGAUCAUUUAGGGACUCAUUA
Salmo salar (Atlantic salmon) is the source of this 1239-nucleotide messenger RNA. NCBI's taxonomy places the organism in Eukaryota, Metazoa, Chordata, Actinopteri, Salmoniformes, Salmonidae. The record is from RefSeq and is a predicted model, not a curated record.